CGGCUGCUUUCCUGCCUCCAAGGUGGAGCUGACCAGAAUAAUGUUCAACAUCAACCCCCUGGAGAACCUGAAGGUGUACAUCAGCAGCCGGCCUCCCCUGGUGGUCUUUAUGAUCAGUGUGAGCGCCAUGGCAAUAGCUUUCCUGACCCUGGGCUAUUUCUUCAAAAUCAAGGAGAUUAAAUCACCAGAAAUGGCAGAGGAUUGGAAUACUUUUCUGCUACGGUUUAAUGAUUUGGACUUGUGUGUAUCAGAGAAUGAAACAUUAAAGCAUCUCACAAAUGACACCACAACUCCAGAAAGCACAAUGACCAGUGGACAGGCCAGAGCAUCCACCCAGUCCCCCCAGGCCUUGGAGGAUUCAGGCCCAGUUAACAUCUCAGUGGCAAUCACUCUGACCCUGGACCCACUCAAACCCUUCGGAGGGUAUUCACGCAAUGUCACUCACCUGUACUCGACAAUUCUAGGACAUCAAAUUGGACUUUCAGGCAGGGAAGCCCAUGAGGAAAUAAACAUUACCUUUACCCUGCCUACAUCUUGGAACUCGGAGGACUGUGCUCUUCACGGUCACUGUGAGCAGGUGGUGUUCACAGCCUGCAUGACCCUCACGGCCACCCCUGGUGUGUUCCCCGUCACUGUGCAGCCACCGCACUGUGUUCCUGACACAUACAGCAAUGCCACGCUCUGGUACAAGAUCUUCACAACUGCCAGAGAUGCCAACACAAAAUAUGCUCAAGAUUACAAUCCCUUCUGGUGUUAUAAGGGGGCCAUUGGAAAAGUCUAUCAUGCUUUAAAUCCCAAGCUUACAGUUAUUGUUCCAGAUGAUGACCGUUCAUUAAUAAAUUUGCAUCUCAUGCACACCAGUUAUUUUCUCUUCGUGAUGGUGAUAACGAUGUUUUGCUAUGCUGUUAUCAAAGGCAGACCCAGCAAAUUGCGUCAGAGCAAUCCUGAAUUUUGUCCUGAGAAGGUGGCUUUGGCUGAAGCCUAAUCCCACAGCUCCUUGUUUUUGAGGAAGACUGAGAGAACCAUAAUCAUUGCCUGCUGAACCCAGCCUGGGCCUGGACACUCUGUGAAUACAUUAUCUUGCAAUGUUGGGUUAUUCCAGCCAAAGACAUUUCAAGUGCCUGUAACUGAUUUGUACAUAUUUAUAAAAAUCUAUUCGGGAAUUGGUCCAAUGAUGCACGUGCUUUGCACUGGGUGCAGCCAGAGCCCUUCAACCUCACCUGUGGACUCGUGGACCUGGUGGGAUAUUUCAGUGUAGCACUAGAGAGGAUUUGUGGGUCUUGCUGCAUUGGAGCAGGUCAUGAUAUUUUUCCCAAGGUCAUAGGCACAUUUUGUUGCUGGUGGGGUUGAAGUUUGAUUUGGUUCUUGUUUCAUCUUGAUAUGUACAGAAUGUUUGAAGCAGUCUGCACCUUUGAUAUGAUAUUGCAUUUCCAAAGCCACCAAUCCAUUUUGUGGAUUUUAUGUGUCUGUGGCUUAAUAAUCAUAGUAACAAGAGUAAUACCUUUUUUUCCAUUUUGCUUGCAAGGAAACAUACCCAUCUAAGUUUAUUUUUUUUUCUUUUUGAAGAAAAAUAAAAUAGUCACAUUUUAAUACUACUCUAGUUAGGACAGACUUGUGCUUUUAUUCUGAGUAAAAAGUUAAAUAUUUAAAGUCACCUACAUGGUAAAGAUCUAAGUUUCAUUUUCCACAUGGUUGGUGAGGAACCUUGUCUUGUUUGAGUUGGCACAGAAUGUUCUCUCUUUUGGUUCUCUGUUGCCCCUUCCCUCUAUUAUGAAAGUUAAAGCAGCUUCCUCACUCAAAGGGCUUAAAAAUUAAGUAUAUGGCUCUAAGAGUAAGAGUAAUAAUGAGCUGUUCUGCUUUCUGGACUGCAGAUGACUGUAUGGAAAAAGAGAAUGAUGGUUUAGUCUAAUAGUCAUGAAAGGGUUUCUUGUUUUUUUUGAAGAGUGGGUGGAUUUUCUUUCUUCCUUUUUUUUUUUGGCACUUAUUUUUAUGCAACUAACAUCUCUUCAGAAGGCAAAUGGCAAUUAGCAAAUCAGUAACAUUAUGAAAACGAUGCCUGUGAAGUUUGAAGGAAUGCAAUUCUGAUUUGUCAUUUAUUAGAGAAAACCAAAAGCAUUUUUUAUAACAUUUAAUCAUCUAGUUCCUCUUCCCUUUUACCCUUCUAAUCCUUCUUCAUUUUUUAAGGAAACUGCAUUACAUUUUUUUGUCCUUUCUUGUUACUUGUAUUCUUACUGUUUUUCUUAAUAACUCAUUGUCAUUAAUGACUUUUGUGAUCUCCCAGGCAGUGUUAUAACAGAAGGGCAAUUAAAACCGUGGAGAUGACUCUCAGCGCUUCUUUUCCUUAACUGUAGGUCUGUAGUCUGUUCUAAACUAGAAUUAGUUCCUGAGGUCUGGAAUACAUUGGCCUAGAACACUUUAUCCCAGGCAUUCCUGAAUAGAAAACAAUUGUGGGCUUUUACUGAGGAUUGUUAAAAUAAUCACUGUAGUAACUUGAUACAUUGGUAUUUCUUUUUUUCCUUUUAGUAUAUUUCAAGCACACUAAUCGUAUUUGUCUAUCCAGUCUUGUUUUUUUUUUUGUAUGAUACAAGUUGUUUGUGUGAUGCAUGGCUAACUUGUUAAUUUAGUUUUCUCUUUAGAGACCCUUAUGAGACAAGACGGAGAGAGCGUCAUUUGGCUUGGCCUUUAGAAACGUCAGUAUCAUUAGGACCAUCAGAUUUUUAGACUAAGCUGCUACUGAAUCAAUAAAAUUCCAAUGAAGCAGAGUUAUAGGGAUGGAUUUAUAACUGGCAGAGUAGUAUAAAAGGAAAAAGACAAGUGAAAAAAGUCAGUUUCACUGGUUGAUUCGAUCCAGCUUGUUGCUAGUAUUAAUUACCCUUGUUUUAAUUACAGGGAAUGGCUAGGAUCUAUAGCCAGGGGAGGAAUGACACAGUUAGGCAUGAGGAAAGGAAGUGCCAGAAAUGCCUGGACAAUAUGGUUUGUCUGAAGGCCAGGACACACACUUUAAAGUCCCACAUUCACCCUACCAGGUAAUUCUCAAAGAUCUUAUAGAAACACAGAGUCACUCAGCUGUAUAAAGGAAGACUGGGGAAGAGAGGCGGCCGUGGGACCAGGGUUAAGAGGCUUCAUACCUGAAGAGACUUCUGCAGAAUCUUGAGAAGUCCAGGGGACCUGUUACUAUCUGGGCAUUCCAAGACCCAAUCCUCAGCUGCAGCUUGCUGGUGGGCCUCAGGAUUAGAAGAGUGUUGCAGACGGGUCCGUUUGCCAUUCAGGGGUGACCCCACACAGGAGCGAUGGCUCAUCCUCAGGCAUCUUGGACUGGGGGUCCAAUAAAAGGUCAGCAACUAUUAUUAAAAUGAUUGUUUCAGAUCAUAUUGAUCUCUUUCCUUUUUCCUUUUGUCCUUUCACUGUAUGACUUGAAUCAGUUUUGAUUCUAUUGUAAGUUUUUCUUGUUGUCAGGAACCUGCCGUUUCUGUUGCAUUUUCUUUGGCAGUAUGUGGGGAUUCAGCAUCCUGGUUUUUCAACCCUCCUGCAGGCACUGUGGGGUUACGAGGGCCAGCGGAUCCAUUUCACUUAUCUUGCUGCAUGAUGGUCAGUAGCUGAUCUGUUAUGGCAUUCACUCCCAGAUUAAUUUUCCGUGUUUGAAUAUGUGCAUAUGUGCUUUACAGAAUAAAACAUGAAUUUAUUUGCUGUCUCCUC
Messenger RNA from Carlito syrichta (Philippine tarsier), 3696 nucleotides. It is a transcript of the gene TMEM248, whose product is annotated as transmembrane protein 248. The transcript has 7 exons. Lineage: Eukaryota; Metazoa; Chordata; Mammalia; Primates; Tarsiidae. The coding region runs from base 41 to 985 and encodes 314 amino acids. The record is from RefSeq and is a predicted model, not a curated record.